This is a messenger RNA of Lactuca virosa, 1404 nucleotides long. The record is from the annotation of a GenBank genome assembly. NCBI's taxonomy places the organism in Eukaryota, Viridiplantae, Streptophyta, Magnoliopsida, Asterales, Asteraceae.
AUGACUUUUGCACAGGUUGUCGGGGGCUUGCCUAUUGACCGGAACAAGUCUGCAGUUCCGCAGGUAGUCCUCAAUUCAAAUACAUACAUGAACGAAUGGUUAAAGAAAAGCCUAUUAAUUGGUGAAGCACAUAGUCUGGAUCACAUCGGCACCAUCCAUGCCAUGGGAAUAUUGAACGACGAAACGAAGUAUCUUGGGGGACUAAGGCUUGCCAUUCACUUUGGUUGUUCUAAGGAUGCAGAUGUGUAUCUGGAAAAUAAAAAACAUUGGAAGGAUUGGUUCAAAUGGAUAGUACGAGCUGACCAACAAGAACUAAACUAUGAAAGAAUGGUCUGGCUAAAAAUUCUCGGUGUUCCACUAAAUCUCUGGGAUGAGCAAAAUUUUUCCCUCAUUGUCAGUAAAUUCGGAAGAGUGAUAAGUCCCUUUGACAACAUCGCCAAUAGAAGGGAUUACUCCAUGGGAAAAGUUGGAGUAAUUACAUCUAACAGAAAGUGGAUCAAUGAAGAACUAAUGAUAAACUCAAACGGAGUAGAAUACAAAGUAGGUGUGGUGGAAUAUACAGAUGAAUGGACGCCCUUUAAACCCCUCCCGUUUGAUAAAGUUGAAGAUUCUGAUGACGAUGAAGAAGAUGUUGAAGGGAUAUCAGAAACUUGGAUGGAAGAAGAAAACGACGAACCGGAGGAGGGGGAAAUCAGACCGGAGAAGGAUGAAACUAGACCGGAGGCGACGCAAGUAGAGAUGCAGGACAAAUCUCCGGCGACAUCUGGGCCAGUACCGACGAUUGUGGGUAACGAGGCGGUGGCGAACGAAAAGCCGUUUAGCGUGGCAAAGAAGGGGAUUAAUGAAUCGCAGCUUCCCGAUGCGGUAGUGACGAAUGAAAUUCCCAACAUCCCUUUUCUAGACAAACGUAAUAUAGAAACUACCCAAAGUAUAUCGGUGGACCCCAAUCCAUCAAAUAAUACUUCUUUUAUUGGGCCAGUGGAAAAAUUAGUCCCUUCAGGUUGUUUUGGGCCGUUCCCUACUACGAACGUGGCCUUUUCCUUCACUUCUCAACAAGCCCAUGCCAUUGAUCGGACUACUGAGGAGGGUUCUAUUAGUGGUGGUCAUAAACAGAAAAAAAGAAAGAGAGAUAAAUCGGUGCUCCUGUCACACAUAUCUGAUCAGAACUCUAUACCAAACAGUAAUUUUACUCUCCUCGCUCUUAAAUUGAAUCAACCGGUGCUGGGAAAUCAAUCCAAGACAAUGAACGAAAUGUUAAACCAUUCGACCUGUGUGGUAAAUCAUGCGUCGGCAAGUGAUGUUGGUAUUGUGUCAGAAUUAGAGGAAACAGCUGCGGUUGGGGCCGCGAUCGGAUUUCUGGUCAACGAGAGGGACUCAACCCUAGCAGAAGUUGUAGGAGAAUAA